Messenger RNA from Haemonchus placei, 207 nucleotides. The record is from the annotation of a GenBank genome assembly. Lineage: Eukaryota; Metazoa; Nematoda; Chromadorea; Rhabditida; Trichostrongylidae.
AUGCGAGAUGUGAAGUUAGAGCAUGAUCGAUCAUCAACUGUGGACAUUAAUUACUCCCAUCAGUCCAUCGGGAAUUCGGAACCUGAAGAGGUGAGCAGGUUUAAGUACAUCGUCUACAAUUACCUGUAUAAACAUAUUGAACUUCCUAAUCUUACAUGCAGAUUCUUUAUUUUUCCAAUUUUUCGUGCAUCACUUUUUGGAGCCUAA